GCAACAGCCGUGUCUGCUCGUGCACAUGCGCAGUACGCGCGUGGAGCCUGGGUGCUGAUGCUGAUUCAGGAUGCGGCUGAAGAGAGACGGAGGCUGAUGUGAAAAUGCUGCAGCGUCGAGCAGGACACAAUGAUCCGUGUUCCUCAAACAUCUCGCUUUGAAUCCCUCCUGCGGCCAGAGAAGAGCAGGUGAAUGGCAGGAUUGUGUGAAGAUCUGGACGGCUGAUGCAGCGUGUAGGAGUCGACUGUGACGAAAACAUGAACGGUGCAGGAGAGCAGGUGGACAUCCUGCCCCAAAACUGCAUGGUCAAAGAGCGCUGGAAAGUGUUAAAGAAGAUUGGAGGUGGGGGAUUUGGUGAGAUCUAUGAAGCGUUGGACUUGUUGACUCGGGAGAACGUGGCUCUGAAGGUGGAGUCAGCACAGCAACCCAAACAAGUGCUGAAGAUGGAGGUGGCAGUGCUGAAGAAACUACAGGGGAAAAAUCACGUGUGUAAGUUUAUCGGCUGUGGAAGAAACGAGAAGUUCAAUUAUGUGGUCAUGCAGCUGCAGGGGAGGAACCUUGCUGAUUUGAGACGCAGCCAGCCUCAUGGAACCUUCUCCUUGAGUACCACGCUGCGUUUAGGGAAACAGAUCCUGGAGGCCAUCGAAGCUAUUCACUCUGUCGGCUUCCUGCACCGAGACAUCAAACCUUCGAACUUUGCCAUGGGUCGGCUGCCGUCUACGUACAGGAAGUGCUACAUGCUGGACUUCGGGCUCGCUCGUCAGUACACUAACACUAAUGGGGAAGUGCGACCUCCGAGGACUGUGGCAGGAUUUCGGGGAACGGUGCGUUACGCUUCAGUCAACGCUCACAAGAACAAAGAAAUGGGACGUCAUGACGAUCUGUGGUCCUUGUUCUACAUGCUGGUGGAGUUUACAGUGGGACAGUUACCAUGGAGGAAGAUCAAAGACAAAGAGCAGGUUGGUCAGAUUAAAGAGCGUUAUGAACACAAGAUGCUGUUGAAGCACAUGCCAUCUGAGUUUUAUAUUUUUCUGGACCAUGUGAUCAGCCUGGAUUAUUACACCAAACCUGAUUACCAGUUGUUGAUGUCAGUAUUUGAGAACAGCUUGAAGAAGAAAGUGAUCACAGAAAACGAGCCGUUUGAUUGGGAGAAAUCAGGAACUGAUUUGGCGUCAAACAGCAUGGCCACGCCUCCUCAACAAAACACACGGCAGACUGCAGCGAUAGUUGGCGUGGUGAAUGUGACGCCAGUUCCUGGAGAGUUAGCGAGGGAGAACACGGAUGAGGUGCUUCAGGACGAGCACCUGAGUGAUCAGGAAAAUGCCCCGCCCGCACCGUUACCCAUAAGGCCUGGCGAGGUGGCUCUGGUGCCCCCUGGUGGAGAGGCAUGGGAUGACACUGACUUCAAUCGCAACAAACUCAGGAUCAGCAUCAGUAAGACCCAGGUAACUGCAGAGGAGGAGGAGCAAGUGGAAGGGGCGGAGCAUGUUUCUUCAAGACCCGGUGACCAAGAAUCCGCUGGGGCUCAAAUACCACCCCUCAGGUAUCGACGAAUCAACAGCCCUGAAUCUGAUCACCUGACCGGAGCAGAUGGGAAGGCAGACUGCUGUGACAGACGGUCCCGCAUGGACAUGGUCGGCUCUCCGUCUCGCUUUGUCUUGUCCUCUCAGCCGGCUCAGAUGUUCUCUGUGGACGGAGGGCACGAGGCUCACAGUAACGCCUUCAUCCGCUCUGUGCCACUGGCUGAGGAAGAGGAUUUUGACAGCCGUGAGUGGGUGAUGAUUGACAAGGAGGCGGAGCUUCGCGACUUCCAACCAACCACAUCAGGAACCACAGAUGAUGAACCGGAGGAGCUCCGCCCCCUAGAGGACCAUGAAGAAUUAAGGAGGAGACGGGGUGAUCGAGGCAACGAGGUUGUGGUUCGGCCCAAAACACAACGUGGGGCGAUGGGAUUGGCUGCAGGGGAGGAUGAGGCGGGACCAAGUCAACGCCGAAGGGAGUCAGAAACAUUCGGGCCACACAGACAGGAGCCUCUGGAGGAGUCAAAGGUAAAGCGAGUUGACUUCUUGUCCACGGUUCUGAUGUUUGAUGCUCAGAGAGAAACCUCACGACAUUCAGGAAGUGAUGGAAGCCCAGAUGGUGCUGCCUCCACAUUGCUGGCUCCGCCUACUCGUGACCAAGAUCAGGAAGAAGCGUCCCGCACGUUGGUGCUCAUAUCCGCUGGUAAUGGGGCCAUUUCCCCUGGCGACGGUCAGGGCACAUUAGGGGCGGUGACACCACAGGCUCCCGACGAAUCAGAACGCGGAACUCUUGCGUUCAUGUUCAGGCCUGCUGCUAUGGUAACAAGUGCUGUAGUAACAGCUGGGCGCUCUUCAUCACCUCCACUGGCAAAGGUGGAGCGAACAUUCGUGCACAUUGCAGAGACAUCACACCGCAUCGUCAUGACAACAGGGAAACAGUCAGAGAGACAUUGUGAGGAAGAGGAGGAAUUGGUGGAGGAGAGGAAGGAUGGAAGCAUGGGAGAAGACAAAGGAAGCAGCAAGGAGGAGAUCAUCUGGGAAAGAGCAGAGAGACCAGGAGAAAACAGUGAAGAGGGGAAGGAAGAGAAGAAGGAAGUGGAAGAGAAGGACAAAGAGCCUUGGCUUUUGAGGAAAAAGAUGAUUGAUCUCAAGGAAAAAGAAGGAGGCAGUGGAAGCGAUGAGAGAGAGAAAGAUAAACAGAUAGAAAAAGAAAAACGCAGUCCUACAGUGGAGGCAGAGCCAGAGUCAUCAGCUGAGGCAGCUUUCUUCAAUGGCUGUGAAGAAACCAUAGAGGUGGAUGAGCGAGAGAAACCUGGAGAGCUGCCAGUGGAACAGGAACAGAACCAAGAAGAAGCAGGUCUUGUUCUAGUCCCUGACCCGGGGAAGGAGGAGGAGCUAGACCAGGAAGUUUCAUCACCUCAGCCUCAUCCACGGAGGCGGAGUCGAAUCCCAGUGCUCAUUUCAGAAGAGGAAACGGGUUCGGACCGGUCGUCACAAACCAGUCCAAACCAGCAGGUGCGUAAAUGCCGAUGCCCACAACUGGCCCGACUCGUCCUGGAGCGUAAACGAUCCACUCAAUCAACAACCGCCUCCGAGGACGAAACUCACCAAUCAGAUGACUCGGCCAGGGCAAGGGGAGCAAACGGACCAAUAAGGAGCCGGAUCCCACGGCCAGUCACACCCAUUAAGAAGCCAUUUGUCCAAUCAGGGCGUGGGGUUGUGCCUCAGACUCAGAGAUCCAUCUCCUUUAUUCAGGCCAGUUCUGUUAGCUCCAGCAUCAUUAAGUCAGCAAGUGCUCACUCAAGUAUCCAUCAGCAGAAGCCCCGCCCACAGCUCCGCCCCUCCAAAACACUCCCACCCCGUCCCCUGACUCCAGCCCCUACAGUCCACAGACCCUGGGUCCCAGGCCCCGCCCCUUCAUCUGCUCCGCGGACAUCCCAGCGAGCCGUCUCCCAGCCCGGUGUUCCUCCUGCCCUCCGCAGCGUGAGCUCUGCCCCUCGCAGUAACUCCCGUGCGGAAAGCCCCUCCCCACAACGCUUCCGCCCUGCUAACACACGCCCUCUUUCAACAACACAGCCUAAAUCCACAGCCCUGGACUCCGCCCACAAAAAGGGCAAAUCUUACCCGACGGCAGUGCAAAAAGGGAAAAGGGAGUCAUGUGACCCAAAAUAUAAAAGCAGAUAAUUACUGUAAAUGUAAAUCCACAAGCAUCUCACCUUCGACUCCACUCCACUCUCCUCAUCCUCUUCCUCUUCCUCAUUAAUGACAUGCCUACGAUGGUCACCCUCACUUACCUGUACACUUCCAUCAAAAAGUCUGAGUCCAACACUAACCUUCUUCACUUCCUGAUUUACUUACACACUCCUCACUACAUCACUGCUGGGGUUCAUAUUCAGAUUUGUACCAUCACCUCAGAGGUGUUCACUGAGUAUAACAGCUUAACUGAGACACGCCCUGUUUUAGACAAACUCCGCCCCCAUGUGUGUAAAUCCCACCAACCUUCUGUAGUGAGAUACAGGAUGAUUUAGAUUUCAGUGAACUGUUAAAGUGCUCGUGUUCGUCGACUCAGACUUUUAGACCUGACUGUGUGAUACACAUCUGUUUCUCACUAAACACAACAGACACAUUCAUAUUUCAGCUAUUUAAAUACCUCUGAACAGGACACACACACACACACACACACACACACACACACACACACACACACACACACAGUAUGAUGCUCUGGUGGAGUGGGUCUUAUGGACAAUAUAACACACCUCACCUCACCUGCCUUAACAAAGCCUGUGGAGAGAUACCAUCGCACAACACACACACACACACACACACACACACACACACACACACACACACACACACACACACACACACACACACAAUGCUACAAUCCACACACAUCCUUAAAGAAUCGCACAACUGAGUGAGCUCCAUGAUUAAUUCACUGGACUUGUGUGAUAUCACUUGCUGCUUUGCUUGCCAUUUUACUCUAAUACACACACACAUAAGUACACACACACAUACACACACACAUACAAACACACAAACACACACACACAUAUACACACACAGAGGAGUGUUCAUGUACAUGUUUAUGGAAUAAUGGAUUAUGAGAGGUUUAAAUUGGGAUUUGCAACAGGGCACAAAACUGUAGACAGUUGAGCUACAUCAAUAAUAAUAAUAAUAAUAAUAAUAAUAAUAAUAAUAAUAAUAAUAAUAAUAAUAAUAAUAAUUCUCAUGUCUCAAGCACAAGUUUGUAAAAAAAAUCUGUAACAAAUAUUUUAUUUUGAUGUUAAACCCACAGCCUGAUGACAGAAGUAAACCAGCACAAUGAGCUCACUGUCAGAAGAACAUUCUCAGAGCUUCUGUGGAUCAUUAACACUUCUGUUCUGAUGGGAAACGCUCUGUUUUAGGAUCCUGCAGAGAACAUUGUCACGUUCCCCAGAAGAACAAACUGAUUUAUAUUUCCAGAUUUCUUUUUUUUUUAUUAUUCUUUAAAAAAACAGAAUAAUAAUCUGCAUCUAAUUAUUAUUAUUAUUAUUAUUAUUAUUAUUAUUAUUAUUAUUAUUAUUAUUAUUAAUACAUGAUGAGUGUUUCUCUGUAUGUUCCGUGCUGGUGCUCCUCCAUCAGGCCUUUACAACUCACUGAUCUGCAGCUCUUUAUUAGUUUAGUGUGAUGUCUCACAUCAUCCAUCAGUCAGGUGACAGACGCUCAGCUGUCAUUAAGUCUGAGUGAGAAAGUUCAUCUGGAACUUUACAUUUAUUUAAAUAUUUUAUUGUAACUUAUUAUUCUUUAUAUCUUCUCCAGACGGCUCCAUCAUCAUCAGCUGAUAUCAAAACACAUCUCUUAUAGAUUUCAUUAAAAUCUCACUUUAUUUUUAUUUACUGAAGAACACAAAAUGUGUGUACAUUAUAAAUAUAAUAAAUAUAAUAUUACAUUAAACAUGUUCCUUAUCCGUUCCUUAGAUAAUGGUGUAAUAACACAAGGGUGCACAAACUUUUCACCCAGAUGAAUGUUAUAAAGUUCCUCACUGUUGUAAACACUAAGUAUUUCAGCAUAUUGUGUGAAACAGUGAACAGGCAGAAAUCCGUCUCUCCGUGUCACUAAACUCAGACAUGAUCACAAUCCUGCUUCAUUUCGCUGAUUAUAUUUAAUACAGACACAAAUAAUCUGCUGCUGUGUUAAAGUACAGACCGAAUAAUCACUUCUCCGUCUGUCCUGAAGCUCCUGAAGCUCUGUGAACAUGUUCUACACCUUUACUGCCAAUACAUACAGUGUUAAAAUGAUGAAAGUGAAUACAGAUAAAACUUCUGCAGCGCUCAUGGAGGUGUUAUAAAGGCCUUAUGUAGGUGCAUUUCACAUACAGAUAAAAGUUUCUUUUUUUUAUUUCAGUUUAUACACCUGAGCAAUUAAGGGUUAAGGGCCUUGCUCAGGGGCCCUGCAGUGGCAACUUGGUAGACUGGGAUUCGAACCAAUGACCUUCCAAUCAGUAGUCAAAACCUUAACCACAUUCUCAUGUAGACCCCUGAAUUAUUCUAUAAACAUGUCAUAAGUGUUAUAGCACGAUGAAACUCUCAAAACAGCUCAAAGACAAAACUACUGAACUUUAUCAUCAUCAUCACGCAGUGUCUGUUACUACAACCUGCAUUCAGGGAGAAUAACACACACACACAUGAACACAUACACACACACGAACACAUGCACACACAAACACACACACACGAACACAUGCACACACACAUACAUACACACACACAAACACACAUACACCCACACACGAACACAUGCACACAUACACACACACAUACAUGCACACAUACAUGCACACGAACACAUACAAGCAUGCACACACACACAUACACACACACACAAACACACACACACAAAUCCCUUAAAUGGGGGCUUUAAGUCUUUGACCUUAAUUCAGCCCAAUUUGGAAGCCCUUACAGUGAAAUUCUCUCAACUGAAGUGACGUGAACCCAGAAUCAGAACGUCUGAGGAACCGAGUCUCUCUCUGGACCAGACAUGUGCUGAUAUUAAACCUCAUGAUUAUUACUGAACUUUUAUUACAGGUUUGAAUUAUAUCCUGAAAUAUAAUGAACAGCUGACAGAAAAGUCUUACACAAUAUUUAUCCAUCAUGAUGAUGAUGAUGACGAUGACGAUGAUGAGUUAAAUAUCUCAGGACAGAUCUGUAGUGUUCCUGAUACUCAGCACAUGGCUGCACUCCUAAAUUAACUCUCGCCCUCAAACCUAUUACUCACUAAUGCCCUUAUAUAGUCUCCUUUAAGCCCCGCCCUUUAUCCAUAAAGCUCUAUCUUAUUUCCCCACUUAUUAACGCCCCCUCUGAUUGGUCGAUAGUGCCCGACUCCUCCCUCUUGGCAUGCCUUUGAAAAUGCUCGUUCUGCUCCUUCUGUUAUCAUCUGUUGAAAAUAUGUAGAUAAUACACGCACUUUUCAAGACAAAUUUAUAUUUAUUUUUGUUUACGAAAGGAUGAAAAGGCUGUAAUAUAACAAUAAGAAAAUACUGUUAAUUUUUGUCUGUUUUUGUUAUAAAGUACUUAUUAAAUGUCAGUCAGAUGUUAGUGCUGAGCUUCAGGUGUGAAGUUCAGAGCUGAAGGAGAUAAAGUGAAGGAAGUGUGAAGGUUUUCUCUAUUAAAACUGCAAUAGAGAAAUGAACUAAACUCCACAUUCUGUUGAUAUGAUGAUGAUGAUGAUGAUGAUGAUGAUGAUGAUGAUGAAGGCACUUGUCCGUACUGAGCGAUGCGAUGCAGCACACGUGUCCUGAACAUGUACAACACAUUUCUUUGACGUUAUAUUAAAUCUCGUUAGACGUUCCUGGGGUUUUGCUGCAGAACAUUUGCAUGCUGUAGGACUUGAGUGGAACACGGAGAAUAAUCCCAGAAGGCAGAAUGAAGGCGGGACGACGUUCUCACUUUAAACAUCUCCUUUAUGUUUCCACCACGAGGGAAUCCUGCAUGCGUGUGAUGUUCAUCAUUUAACGCUUCUCUUCUUCCUCAUUUCUGAUGAGUUUCCCAAUGAUCAGCGAUGCCUAUUAAUAAACAGGAGCCACAGCAGUGUUCUGA
Messenger RNA from Tachysurus fulvidraco (yellow catfish), 7600 nucleotides. It is a transcript of the gene ttbk1b, whose product is annotated as tau tubulin kinase 1b. NCBI's taxonomy places the organism in Eukaryota, Metazoa, Chordata, Actinopteri, Siluriformes, Bagridae. Gene Ontology annotation, biological process: peptidyl-tyrosine phosphorylation; signal transduction; peptidyl-serine phosphorylation. The transcript has 15 exons. Gene Ontology annotation, cellular component: cytoplasm; nucleus. The record is from RefSeq and is a predicted model, not a curated record. The coding region runs from base 225 to 3704 and encodes 1159 amino acids. Gene Ontology annotation, molecular function: protein serine/threonine kinase activity; ATP binding.